Polyodon spathula (Mississippi paddlefish) is the source of this 3142-nucleotide messenger RNA. RefSeq names its product transcription cofactor vestigial-like protein 2. Gene Ontology annotation, biological process: regulation of transcription by RNA polymerase II. The coding region runs from base 167 to 1087 and encodes 306 amino acids. NCBI's taxonomy places the organism in Eukaryota, Metazoa, Chordata, Actinopteri, Acipenseriformes, Polyodontidae. The transcript is spliced from 4 exons. Gene Ontology annotation, cellular component: nucleus. The record is from RefSeq and is a predicted model, not a curated record.
CAGACCCGAGACAGAAAGCCGAGCUCGCCAUAGAGAACGCUUUGGGAAAGAAGCAACUACAUUUUUUCCAUUUUUUUUUUCAUACUAUUUUCAGAGAACUACGGGUCUACCAUCUCCAAUGAAGCACCUCUUUACUCUGUUGAACGAUAGUCCAUAAAAUUCAGUCAUGAGUUGCUUGGAUGUUAUGUAUCAGGUUUAUGGUCCUCCGCAGCCGUAUUUUGCAGCAGCAUACAGCCCGUAUCACCACCAGAAGUUAGCCUUCUAUUCAAAAAUGCAAGACGCUCCAGAAAGUAGCAGCGCCACUAGUUCGUUUUCCAGCCAUUCUGCUCCCACUAUAAAAGAAGAGGAUUGCGGCCGCGAGAAAGAGUCUCCUCCAGAAGCCGAGUACAUCAACUCAAGAUGCGUUCUUUUCACCUAUUUUCAAGGGGACACCAGCUCUGUUGUAGAUGAACAUUUUAGCAGGGCUUUAAGCCAGCCCGGCAGUUACGCGACCAGUACCGCCGGUACCAAGUCAGCAAGAAGCACAUCCUCCUGGAGAGAUGGAUCAUUUCCAAUGAGUCAGAGAAGUUUUCCUCCAUCAUUCUGGAACAGCACCUACCAGCCUUCAGUGACAGCCACCUUAAGCAGCAGCCUUAACAGUUCCCUGAGUGGCCCCCACACAGAAAUCCCAUUCCCCACAGACCCUUAUUCCACUGCCUCUUUACACAGCCACCUGCAUCAAGCCCCCCCUGAGCCAUGGCAUCACGCACACCACCACCAUCACCCGUACUCCCUCAGUGGAGCAAUCAGCACACAGAGCUCCGCCUACCCACGUCCCAGCAUGCACGACGUCUAUGGAACGCACUUUGACCCCCGCUACAGCUCUUUGUUAGUGCCCUCAGUACGGCCACAUCGGUUGACCAAUGCCACUGUCUCCACGCCUGGUACCUCACAGUGUGACCUUGGGAAAAGUGAACCAGCCACCUCUGCGUGGACAACCCCAGGGGCCUUCACCGGACAAGGGGCAGACAUGGGUCAGAGCCUGAGUUUAAAUGUGGAUGCAGGUCUGCAGCCUCAGGAUAAAAGCAAGGAUCUCUACUGGUUUUAAAGCACUCCCACAUCUACCUCCCUUGGCUGCCCUGUAAAUCUGUACCUUGUAGAAAUUGUGAAAUUUAAAGACAAUUUCUUUCUAAUCUUGGUUUCAGCUCGACGUUAUUCCCUUUGCGGUGGACCUCUCCUGAGCUGAUAAGCUAAACACUUUAGAAAAAGAAAGAAGAUCAAACUGAUCAACCCACCUGAUUUUCUUGAGCUGAGAAAAGACAAAGUGGAGACAAUGGGACUCAAGUUACAUUUCUAGAUAACUCUAGAAGAGGGUUUGAAUGUACAGUGACUUUUUUGUUUUUAUUUGGACUUUCAAAAGGAAGUGUGUGAAAACACAGAUUUCCUGUAAACAACAAAAAACAUUUUGUUUUUGAAUUAUUUCUUUUGUUUCAUAAACAAGUAGAAAUUAUGGCAAGGAUUUUGCUUUAACACUAGCUUCAAGAUUCAUGGAACCAUUCUGCAGAUUAGAACAAAUAUAUGACAUCAGAAAGACAGACAUAUAAUUUGGAUUUGAACUGGUUAGUGGGUAUUUGAAGCCAACCGGACUCAGUAUCGCUCCACUGCAGCUGUCAGGAGCAACUGUUCAAACUCAACAAAGAGUUUGACCAAACAAGUGCUUUGGACUUCUUACAAGGAGCAUUUUGUGAAAUCUGGACCCUCCCCCAAAACAGCCUUCAUAGGGAACAACUGGACAAAGCAGCAGGAAAGAAUAUCAGCAAAGAGCACAUUGUCGACACAUGAUCUCAGUGGCUUAGAACGUACUUUGUGUGUGUGUGUGUGUGUGUGUGUGUGUUGCUGUCUUUCCGCCACUUUAGUCACCAGUAUUUUUAAAUUUUGAAAGAAGAGACGUUUGUAACUGUAAAAGAGUUGCAUUAAAGAUCUUUAUUACAAAGGUCUUCAGUGUUUGAGUUAUUGUUGGUGCAAGAUGUCAAAAGUCAAACAUAAGCUAGGCCGUUACAUAAGAAUACAUUAAUAUAUUACCAUUAAAGUAUUUAUUUUCAUAAUACAAAUAUGUUGUAAAUGUUACAUUUCUGUUCCUUUACAGCAAGUUGUGCGUGGCACAGCAAAACAAACGAAUGUCAUACAGUUCAGCUGUUUAAAGCUGCCUGUUGGUGGGGUAUUCUGGGUAUAACAAUAAGAUAGUACUGUAUUGUGCCUACUUUAGGCAGCUGUAAAUGUGAGUUUUACAUGCAAAAAAUGCAGUAUUCAGUGAACAAUUGGAAUAACCCUGACAGUUUAACAAUGCUGGCUGAAGCUAUGCCUGGUUCCAUUUUAUAAUAAAGAAGUAGGUUAUGGUUUACUUUUCAAAGGAGAAAAUGUACCUACACAUUUGCUUUUUAUUCCUUUGUGCAGUGUUUGCAGCUUUCAAAUUGUACAUUUGUUGCCAGAUUGAUCACAAUGGGUUUUAAACCCAAAGAGACUCCUUGAGCAGACCUUACCAAUUUGUGGGCAUGAACCAGUGGCUAAUUAUUUCAGAUGGUGUGAAGAACAAUGCUGUUGUAUUUGUAAUCUGACAGAUGGUUCCUUUACCGUAGUCUCAGCCAUACUAUGGAUUAUAUCUAAUUGUCUACAGCGGUUUCCAUCUGCCAAUUUUAUUUCAUCCCGCCAUGAAAAGAUAAAAUGCUACCUGCAAUUCUAUUUACAAUUAACUAAAACUUUUUGCCUCCAGAAAUGUAAGAAAACAUUUAUUUUAUAGAAAUGGCAUUGCACCCACCGUAACUAGAUUUGAAUGUUAGGUUUAAAACAUUUCAGUGGUGUGAUGUAAUGUGAUGAUAAGUAUUAGUUCAGUACAUUUUAUAUUAAUAAAAAAUAUAUGUAAAAUGAUAUAACUGUGCACUAUUUUGUGUAACAUUGUGGAACAUUUAGGGAGGUUCUGUUUUGACUGUAAGCCCUGUGUAUUAACCCAGCAGCCACAACACCACCUAAAGACAGAACAUGCAGCCCAGGUAUUGAACAUGUGUUUUCUGUCAUUGUAUGUUUUUAAUUUCAUGCCGGAAUAUACCGCAGCUGAUUCGUGUUGAUUAAAAAUACUAUAAACUAGAUUAAGGGCAAGUGAAAACAA